AUAAAAGUUUUAUAAACAAAGAAGAGUGGGCGCGCGAAGCCAAGGGCAAAAACUCAACGAAAAACUCCCUUAAUCAAGCCCUAGAAAUCACACAGCUUCUCUCUUAUCUCAACCAUGGCGAUUGCUCGUACAGGAGUAUACGUCGAUGACUAUUUGGAAUACGCCAGCACAUUGCCUGCUGAACUUCAGAGGCUACUCAAUACAAUCAGAGAACUCGAUGAUCGAUCGCAGUCCAUGAUUGAUCAGACGCGGCAGCAAACCAAAUAUUGCUUGGGAUUGUCGACGCAGAGUUCGAAGAAAGGAUAUGGUAAUAGUAAUACUGACGAUGAGGAGUCUGCUUUUGAGAAACUGCGGAAGGAUAUUGAGGCUAAUCAGGAUAACGCGUUGAGUUUGUGUACUGAAAAGGUCUUGUUGGCACGUCAAGCAGGCGACCUGAUAGAUAGCCAUAUUAAACGACUUGAUGAGGAUCUAAACAACUUUGCAGAAGAUCUGAAACAAGAGGGAAAAAUUUCACCAGACGAACCGGCAAUUCUUCCACCAUUGCCACUAGUUUCGAAGAAUGAAAGACGUCGACCAGUAUUUAUAACACCUCAAUCUAAGAGGCCGGAUUACAGGGACCGAGAUUGGGAUAGGGAGCGUGAUCGAGAUUUUGAGCUCAUGCCUCCUCCAGGAAGCCAUAAGAAGGACUUUGCACCUUCACUCGAUGUGGAUCAGCCCAUUGAUCCAAAUGAACCAACGUAUUGCAUUUGCCAUCAGGUGUCAUUUGGAGAUAUGAUUGCUUGUGACAAUGAGAAUUGUCAAGGAGGUGAAUGGUUUCAUUAUUCCUGCGUUGGACUGACACCAGAAACAAGAUUUAAAGGAAAGUGGUAUUGUCCAACCUGCAGAGACGUAUCGCCAAGUCAAUAACAUACGCUUUCUUUUCCUUUCAUUUUGACUUUUCUCUCAAUCCCCAAACAAAUUGGCUUGUAAUUGUACCGUGUAACAAUGGUAGUCUAGUAACCAACCUAGACGUAGGCCAAUUGGUUGAUCAUUGAUUAAAGUAUAUAUUCUCUCGAUCAAGCAAUCAGAAGUUUGAAUUUUCCCACUUCACACUUAUAGUGCAUUUGAAUGAUUUUUUCAUUCAUUUAGCUUAGGCGUCGAUUCAUCAACCUUUGUUUUGACAUUCCUCUAAAACUAAAAUUGGCUUGUAAUUGUUAUGUGUAAUACGGUGGUAGGGUUGUUAGCCAACUGAACAUAGGUCUACCGAUGGAGUUCUAGUUAGGGUAUAUACUCUCUUGUUCGAGAGGUUAGAAGUUUGAAAUGAAGAGGGGUUAGAAGUUUGAAAUCUUCCCACCUCAAGUGUGUUUAAACUUCAAAAAAUAAAAAGGCCAAUGGCAUUGUAGUGGCAAAUGAAUUCUUGAGUCA
Molecule: messenger RNA, 1404 nt
Organism: Cucumis sativus (cucumber)
Lineage: Eukaryota; Viridiplantae; Streptophyta; Magnoliopsida; Cucurbitales; Cucurbitaceae
Product: PHD finger protein ING2
Exons: 7
Coding region: 115-906 (263 amino acids)
Cellular component (GO): nucleus
Source: RefSeq, a predicted model, not a curated record